Prunus mume (Japanese apricot) is the source of this 2599-nucleotide messenger RNA. Lineage: Eukaryota; Viridiplantae; Streptophyta; Magnoliopsida; Rosales; Rosaceae. The record is from RefSeq and is a predicted model, not a curated record.
AGCGGAUAAACACUCCCUCCCUCCCCAACUCCCCUCAGCAUGCAAUUCCUUUGAAGAAAACCUCCAGGCCUCCAUUAUGGCUUCUUUGCCUUCAGUGGCUGUCAAUGGCAAUCUCAAGCUCGACCAAGAAUUCAGAAAACACCCCACAAGUUUUCUUCCUUCAGAAAGGAGCACAAACGUGUCGUAUCAGAAAAGUCACAGAGUCACCACUUUGAAUGGAAGUUCAGAACCCAAGUCUCUGGACUUCCGAGAAGCGCUUUCGAUGAUUAGAGAGGGUGAAAAUGUUGAGUCAACUUACUACGUCCCUGUUUUGCAAGAAUGUAUAGACAAGAAUUCGGCUUCAGAAGCGAAAAUUGUUCAUGCCCACAUCAUAAAGACCGGAACCCACCAAGAUUUGUUUGUCUCAACGUUCCUUGUCAAUGUUUAUGCAAAAUGUGGAAACAUGGAAAAUGCUCGUAAAGUUUUCGACAAUUUGCCAAAGAGAAACGUUAUUUCGUGGACAAGUUUGAUGACAGGUUAUGUUCACAGUUCGCAGCCAGAAGUUGCCAUUCAUGUUUUCCAAGAAAUGUUGGAAGCUGGGGCUUAUCCUACGAAUUACACUCUAGGAAUUGUUUUAAAUGCUUGUUCUUCUUUGCAAUCCGUUUACUUAGGGAAGCAAUUGCAUGCCUACAGUAUCAAGUACCAGAUUGACUUUGACACUAGUAUCGGCAACUCUCUUUGCAGUUUAUACUCGAAAUGCGGAACCUUGGAAUCCGCUGUUAAAGCAUUUAAGAAAAUUGAAGAAAAAAAUGUGAUAUCAUGGACUGCAACCAUAUCUGCUUGUGGUGAUAAUGGCGAAGCUGUAAGGGGUUUGAAAUUUUUCACUGAAAUGCUCUCUGAGGGCAUUGAGCCUAAUGAGUACACCCUAACCAGUGUCUUGAGCUUGUGUUGUUUAAUGCUGUCUUUGGAUGUGGGGACGCAGGUUCAUUCGUUAAGCAUUAAACUUGGCUAUGAAUUGAACCUGCCAAUAAGAAACUCUAUCAUGUAUUUGUACCUCAAAUGUGGAUUGAUAAAUGAGGCUCGAGAAUUGUUUAAUGGAAUAGGAGCUAUCAGCUUGGUUACCUGGAAUGCAAUGAUUGCAGGCCAUGCACAAAUUAUGGAUCUUGCAGAGGAUAAUCUCUCAGCAUACCAAAGUGGAACUGAGGCACUUAACCUUAGUUUAGUGGCCUUACAACAGGGAGAACAGAUUCAUGCUCAGACCAUUAAAUCUGGGUUUCUUUCAGAUAGGGUAGUAGGAACUGCCUUAGUCAAUAUGUACAAUAAAUGUGGAAGCAUCGAAAAAGCAAGCAAAGCUUUCGUGGAAAUGUCUACCAGAACUUUGAUAUCAUGGACUACUAUGAUCGCAGGUUUUGCACAGCAUGGGAAGACUCAGCAAGCACUGCAGCUCUUUGAGGAUAUGAGAAUUGCAGGAGUUAGACCAAAUCAGGUUACUUUUGUGAGUGUUCUCUCGGCUUGUAGCCAGGCUGGGAUGGUCAAUGAAGCACUUGGUUUCUUUGAGAUGAUGAAAAAGGACUAUAGGAUUAAGCCUGUGUUGGACCAUUUUGCCUGCCUGAUUGAUAUGUACAUGCGGUUGGGUCGGUUAGAAGAAGCCUUUGCUCUUGUCAAGAAAAUGGAUCCUGCACCAAAUGAGUUUAUAUGGUCCAUCUUGGUUGCAGGGUGUAGAAGUCAUGGGAAUUUUGAAUUGGGAUUUUAUGCUGCUGAGAAGUUGCUCGAGCUCAAACCAAAAGAUACUGAGACUUAUGUCUUGUUGUUGAAUAUGUACCUCUCUGCAGGAAGAUGGAAGGAUGUUUCUAAGGUGAGAAAAAUGAUGAAAGAGGAGAAGCUUGGGAAACUAAGGGACUGGAGCUGGAUUAGCAUUAAAGACAAGGUCUUUUCAUUUAAACCCAAUGAUAAAUCUCAUCCUUACAGUGUAGAUACACACAAAUUCGUAGAAAGUUUGAUUGAUCAAGUCAAGAGCCUUGGAUAUGACUCACUAGAAAGUUUGGAAGUAAUCGAUGAGGAUGAAGAACAGACGUUGUCUUAUACUGCUUAUCACAGUGAAAGGUUGGCAAUUGCUUUUGGAUUGUUGAACACACCAAAUGCUGCGCCAAUUCGGGUCAUCAAAAGUCUCAUUAUGUGCAGAGAUUGCCAUAAUUUUGUGAAGUUUCUAUCAACACUGACUGGUAGGGAAAUAGUCAUUCGAGACAGCAAGUGCCUCCACAAAUUUGUGAACGGAACAUGUUCAUGUGGGGAUUUUGGAGGUCAUCUUUGAUAUCUUUCGUAUGAAAAAGUGGGAAAAAGUCCCGAGUUCUUCAAUCUGUCGAGGUUGAAAAGUUCAUGCUAGUUUGAUCCAUCAUUGGAAUGGGAGGAUCUUUAUAGCACAGUUAAACCUCGCAUAACCCGUUUGGAAUGGGAGGAUCUUCGGGCUAAAACUUGGUGCUUUUGGUGAGUGAAGUCACUUAUACGGCAGGCUGUAAGAGCUGGCCGUUCAAGUGAUCCUUGAAUAUAGUCACAAUCCCAGUUGGUAGUUGUGAGACACUUUGAAGGAUUUGACUGAAUUUAUAUGUUGUCUGUUGGUCAA